Messenger RNA from Papaver somniferum (opium poppy), 1643 nucleotides. Its product is annotated as mitochondrial adenine nucleotide transporter ADNT1-like. Gene Ontology annotation, biological process: transmembrane transport. The record is from RefSeq and is a predicted model, not a curated record. The transcript is spliced from 8 exons. NCBI's taxonomy places the organism in Eukaryota, Viridiplantae, Streptophyta, Magnoliopsida, Ranunculales, Papaveraceae. Bases 237 to 1265 code for a protein of 342 amino acids.
UCUCCCUUUUUCGUACUCUGAAACCCAAACCCUGCACCUAAUUUUCCCCCAGUCGCAGCGAGAGACCGUUGUAUCAUGAAAAAUGCAAUGCAAAUUCGUACAAUUUCAAAAGUUCCAUGGAGUUUUACUAAAAAUACUUCCGAUGAAUUUCUCCGUAGAGUUUAUAUUUAUUUUCAUGGUUUAUUUUCUAGAUCUUUUGCCAUCUCUGAAGAAACUACAAUUCUUAGACUUCUCUAAUGGAGCUUGAAAACGGUGAUGGCCGGGAUACAGUGAAGGAAACAGUUGAUCUUAUAAGAGGAAGAAGACGAAAAGUUAAGAAACCAGUUGGUCCUCUUCCUCCUCUUCCUCCUCCUCCUCCUAGGAGAAGAAGAAACCGGAAAGUUAGUGCUAUUGCAUUGGGAGUGUCUGCCACUGCUGUUGCUCCUUUAAGACGCUUAGAAAUAUUGCUUCAGGUUCAAAACUCUCAGAAUAUAAAAUACAAGGAUAUAAUUCAAGGCUUAAAACAUAUGAGGAGAACUGAUGGUUUUCGAGGAUUAUUUAAGGGAAAUGGUGCUUAUACUGCACAAGUCGUGUCAUUUUCAACAGUCUCCGCUGUUGUCCCUCAUGCAUUAGCAAGGAGUAUACGGCUUCAUUGGCAGUGGCAUUGGCAGCGGCAGCGGCAGCCAGGCAUGGAAAAUGUAAAGCCUCCUACUUUGUUGGUCCCUGUAAUUCAAGCAUGCACUCUGAUGAUUGCAAUGGCAGCAGCGUAUCCCAUGAACAUGGUGCAAGGAAGGCUUUCUGUCCAGACAGGAAAAUCGCCAUAUCAAUACAGAGGAAUAUAUCAUGCUCUAUCAACAAUUGCCCGAGAAGAAGGCCCACGAGCUUUAUAUAAAGGAUGUCUUCCUUUUACCAUCGGACUAGUGGUACAGAUGGGCAUGAACAUUGCUGUCAUUGAAUCUUUUCGUAUAAGCACAGAAAGAGUCAUGAUAGGGAGGUAUAUAGAAUUGAAGUCUAAGGGAAUAAAUCCUGAAGUGCAUGAAGAGAUGGCAGCCAUAAAGAAAAAAAUUCCAUAUUUUCAAGAUUUUGCAUCUGCCAUAAGUCAUACCUUUGCUUAUCCUUUCAAUGUUAUUCAUCGAAGAAUGCAAAUGGGGGGUUGGAAAAACUCUUCAUCGAUUGUUGCAUGUGACGGUGACAACAAGGCAGCAAUUGAGUUUACAGGCAUGUGUGAUGCAUUCAAGAAAACCAUUUUAAAGCACUGUACAAGGGCUUUGUUCCCAAUUUACUAAUGAAGGUACUCCCAAUUUCAAUAGUUGGAUCUGUGGUACACCGGGGGCUGAUGGAAGGUCUUGGAGUUGAGGUAAAUAUCAACAAACCAUAAAGUGAGAGAGAGACACAUGAGGUUGUCAGAAUUUUAGAGCUAUUAUUAUUCAAUUGAUUUAUUAAGGUUAGUUGUUGAGGAAGUAAAAAAACUCUUCAUCCUCUGCUGGUAAGCAGAAAUCUAUCAUUUGACCGGAAAUACAGGGAAAAUGUUCAAGCUGAUGGCAUUUUUUAGUGUAACAAGUACUAAGGUAAAAUUACCAUGAAGAAUUCUUGUCUGAAGUUAGUGUUUUGAGCCAUGUUUAGUAAUCCUCUGCUCUCAAUACUUUCGAAUAACUUUUCCUUCA